GAUUCUUAGACAUGUUUUGAAGGUGGGGAGCAUUAAGCGAGAAAUGACCUUCACAUUUCAAGCUGAGGACUUCAAGCGUGACUCCAGUAAGAAGCUGUCUCACCAUCACCUGUUCCCCUUGGCCAUGGAGGAAGACAUGAAGACGGUAGACACUAAAAAAGCCGGCCGGAUCCUUGACCAGGAGAAGGAGAACACUCGUUCCAUCUGUCUCCUCGAGCAGAAACGAAAAGUUGUCUCUUCCAAUAUUGAUGUCCCUCCAGCAAGAAAAUCUUCAGAGGAGCUAGACAUGGACAAGGUGACCGCAGCAAUGGUACUAACCAGCCUGUCAACCAGCCCGUUGGUGCGAAGCCCUCCUGUGCGGCCAAAUGAGGGCCUCAGCGGGUCGUGGAAGGAGGCGGGCUGCGUGCCGUCCAGCACGAGCAGCAGCGGCUACUGGAGCUGGAGCGCGCCCAGCGACCAGUCCAACCCGUCCACGCCAUCGCCGCCGCUGUCGGCCGACAGCUUCAAGCCCUUCCGCAGCCCCGCACAGCCGGACGACGGCAUCGAUGAGGCCGAGGCUGGCAACCUGCUCUUCGACGAGCCGAUUCCCAGGAAACGGAAGAACUCCAUGAAGGUGAUGUUCAAAUGCCUCUGGAAGAACUGUGGCAAGGUGCUGAGCACUGCAGCAGGUAUCCAGAAACACAUCCGGACCAUCCACCUUGGGCGCGUCGGGGACUCUGACUACAGCGAUGGGGAAGAGGACUUCUACUACACAGAGAUCAAGCUCAACACAGACUCGGUGGCAGAAGGACUGAGCAGCCUGGCUCCAGUUUCACCCUCCCAGUCACUGGCUUCCCCUCCGACUUUCCCCAUCCCCGAUUCGAGCCGAACGGAAACUCCAUAUGCCAGAACUGACACGAAGCUGAUGACUCCGUUGAGCCGCUCGGCCCCCACCACCCUCUACCUCGUGCACACGGACCACGCGUACCAGGCCACACCCCCAGUGACCAUUCCGGGAUCAGCCAAGUUCACGCCCAAUGGCAGCAGCUUCAGCAUUUCUUGGCAGUCUCCCCCGGUCACUUUCACAGGCAUUCCAGUAUCACCAACGCACCAUCAUCACCCAGCGGGCCCUGGCGAGCAGAGACAACAUGCCCACACUGUCCUGUCCUCCCCACCCAGAGGGGCUGUCAGCCUGAGGAAGCCCCGAGGAGAGGGCAAGAAGUGCCGGAAGGUGUAUGGGAUGGAGAAUCGGGACAUGUGGUGCACCGCCUGCCGCUGGAAGAAGGCCUGCCAGAGGUUUGUCGACUGAGCCAGCACCUGCACCUCCUGCUGCAGGGGUUGGAUAGAGCAGCUCCUUCUGACCGACACUUGGAGGCCCAGAGAAAGCCCUUCAGGGACCUUGGUGGCAUUAACAUCAACUCACCGUGCUCCUCUGCUCUGAGAGUCCAGCCUGAAAUAGCUAGAAUGGUUUUCUUCCCUUUCAAAAGAAUAGGUCUGAAAUCUGUGGACUGCUAUAGCAGCUGAACCAACCAAGCCCAUUUUUACCUAGAAAGGAGGUACAUUUUGAUAAGCUUUCUGAAUUAGGACAUUUGAGAUUUUUUUUUUUUUUUGAUACUUAACACCUAAGCUACGUGUUAUUCAGUAGCAUUUGUGCAGACAGUGAUGCCUACUUUGUGAAUAGCCUUUUCACAGCUUUUCCUUUGACUUGUUGGAGCACUACGCAUCAUGACGUGCUGCUGGGAGAGCAGCCCUCUGGGUGUCUUUUCUAUGUCUUUUGUUUUAUUUUGUUUUUAAGACCAGCCCGAAAUUGAACUAUGGUAGAGCAGUUAGCGUGGAAGGUCCCAGAUGGCAUAAGCUCAAAAAGCAAUUGGCAGCGGAAAUCACCAGCAGACUUCAGCCCCCAGCUGAGCCGAGGACAUCCUGCUGUCACUGUUGGGUACAGCUAGGAGUCUUCCUUGGGUCUGUGUGAAGCGCCUUCCCGAGAGGCAGCACAGUGAAUUCUCCACCUGCCGCGGUCAGACAGCAGCAGCACCUGGAGUCAGCUGGGUAAGCUCGCUUCUUUCCAGGAUGUGACUGGACCACAGCGCAGAUCUCUGGCACCAUUUGCCAUCCACGCUGUGGCCAGGUGAACGUGUCAUCGGUCCUUCCAUCCAUACACCACCACCAACCGAUCCCAGGAAAGGUAGAGAACUCCAGACUGUCCCCGAAGGUUUGCUUUAGACAACAGAACCCAGCUGACCUGUCCCAUCUGUUCAGAGAGUGACAUUAAGUCACUGGACCAGCUUCCCUGCUGAGUGCACUUUUCUAGGUUCUAUGCUUUAGAGUCUCUGGGAGAAGGGUUUAUGUAUAGUAUCAACAUAGAAAAAAGGUCUAAACCUUUAUUUUCUUGUAAAACUAUGGAAAAGAUUAAGAGUUUGCUCAAAAAGGAACAUACACAACACCAAAAGGAAAAUGCAUGUUGGUAUAGGAAUCGUUCGGUUUAGUAGGACCAGGGCUCGCACUGUGUGCUGGCUAUCAGGAUUUCUAACCUGUUUGCCGUACCUGCUCGCUUGUUUCAGUGGUGGAGGUGUGGGGAGCAGGGCACAAAGUCGAGCCCUGUAUGCAGGCUUGUUGGCCGUCUGCCCUGCUCUUGCAUGCCCUGCAAACACCCAACUUCUCACGUACCUGUGCAGAGCAGCAGGAGCACCUUACGGGAGGCACUGUGUGGGGAUGGGGGACGUAGGAUCAGCCAUAGGAAUGUUUGAUGAAAUUGCACAGAGGAGAGCUUAAUAUAUGUUUAGAGAAUGUACAUAGGCUUUUGUAAAAGAGUAGAAGUCACCUAAUAAAUACAGAUACCCUUUUCUAAUAUAAGCAAGAGUACAUAAGGAGGUUCUAUAGUGCAGCAUUCAUAAUUUGUGUAUUCAUAUAUUUUGGCAAUUUUAUUUUUUACACGCUCAUAUGACUUUCUAAAAAUUAUUCCUUGGAAGAGAUCCUGGUCUUUUCCUUCAUUUAUUUUUUUAAAAAGAGAAAAAAGUUUCAUCCAAAUUCAUAUCAAAGUUACUAAGUAAUAUUAGCCACACCAGGUGUGCUAGCUGUCCUGGCACUUGUGAAGCCAGACUCAGUGUUUCUCAAAUGUAGAGAUGUGUUCGCUUUCUUUGUGCUGCGGCAUCUUUUCUCAGUGUCCUAUUGCUUUGCCCGCAGCACUGCUGCUGUGACAUGACCCUGUGCCCUGGUCAGGAGGCCCUAGGGUGAGCAGCCUGCCCAGGAAGGCCUGCUCCAUCAAGCUCAUCACCGACUGUACUUACCUGACAGCAGUCAGGCUGCGGCCCUGCACCAGAAGUUUCUCUGCCCGGCGAAGCUCCUGGCCUUCAAUCCUUGGAUUAAGUCACAAAAGGGGUAGCAGGAGAAGGCUUCGCUGUGGAGCAAGGCUUAGUGGCAGUCACACCAGAAAUGCAGCCCAGGAGCAGCUCUGAGCUAAGACCGCGCUGAGCCCAGGUCCAUCCACCCUAAGCCCUGGUUGUCAGCCUGCCUGGGUGGAAACAGGAAGUGUCAAGCUGCAUGUGGCUUCCUGGGGACUUUUUCCUAAGGACUUUGCAAACAGAUUCUUCACCUCCUGCCUAGUGGGUGCUGCAUUUACUGACCAGCCCGGGCUCUGGGGACCUUCUUUUCUGGCUGCCAGUUGUGGACAGACUCUUCGUCCCUUCCUACAGUUGCAGCCACCAUGCCACUCCUGACUAGCCUUGAAAAAAAGGAGUUAUACUUCUAACAGGCUACACCAUGAGCUCUGAACUGCAAUACACAGCUACUAGUUAUACAAGUUAAUUUUUAAAGUAGUUUUUUUUCUUUUUUUAAUUUUUGGAACCAAAUGAAGUGCCAAAUGAAGCCAGACUUUCACUUUCUGCCAUCUCUGUGGCACCAAGUACUUUUACUCUCUACGCUUGGUGGGGGUUAGCCAUCCCCAGGCAAGCUAGCCACUGAACUGGAGCCCCGUCCGUGCCAGGGUGCUCAGAGGCCUGUCUGUGCAAAAGCAGUGGCACCACAAUGGGUUCUGGCCCAGUGAAAAAAUGUUCCAGGUUUGUUUUUACUCUUGAUGCCCCUGCUUUCGUACCAGUUUCUUGUUUCUCUGCAAAGAGGGUACUUCCCAGUGCCACACAGGCCACACUCCAGCUAGCUACAAAGUGAAGCACGCUCAGCAGGCAAAGUGUCAGGCCUUAGUCUUCCCAGAGUCUGGACCACAACAUGUGGCAAGCAGGAGACAACCUGGAGCCAUCCCAGGUGGUGACCGUCAGGGAGGAGAGGCAAGGCGCUGCGCUCAUCUGGCUCCUGCUCAUCUUUCGGGGCCAGCAGCAGCUGGGCCUGCACAGCUGCCAGGCCAUGUCUGGCAGACCUGGGCUUGUCCCCACCUCACAUGCUGUAAAGUUUCAUCCCGUGGUUGGCAAAAGCCAGUGGCAGGAAGAAAAUAAUGCUGAGGUUUUUUGUUUUUGUUGUUGUUGUUUUUUUUCUUUAAGAUAGGGUCUUGCUAUGUAGUUCAGGCUGGCUUGGCCUCCCAAGUACUGGGGUUAUGGCCAUACAGAGUGGGGGACUUCUGACCAGGACUGUGCAAAGCACCUGUCAGCAGCUCCACGUGCAAGCAAGGUGCCCUUUAUUAGACAGCUGCUGCCUAGGCAGAAGCAGGCUACAGAUGCAAAUUUUCAGUAGAGAUGACACUUGGACUUUUUGGAGAAAGUCAUGUGUAUGUUGCAAAAAAAACAAAUCUGAAAUGUGCUCCAUUAAAUGUCAGGACCAUCUGAGCUGAAGUGGGCCAGCUCUGGUGACGUGCUACACCACCCUCUGCACACAGCCCUGUGAUCCGACUCAGCCAGCACUGCUGAGGUCCACGCCCCCCCCAACCUCCCACCCCCCAUCAGACUGCUGGAAAACAAAGUGCAGCAUCACCUGAGAAGGCUCCAGGAAAGGGGCAAGAACUGUACAUAUAAAACACCUUGAGAAUAGUAGCAAAAUACUGUAAAUAUUAUUUCCUCAGGGAAACAUAAAGGCUAUGUGAAAAUAGGUCUAGAGAAUCCGAAGUCUAGGAAGAAUUUUUAUUAUCACUAAAGUCUUUUCUAGUCAGAACAGCUUUUUUCAUGUGAAAACAGUACCCUUUCAAAACGUGUUUCCGUGAACCGGACAGUACCGCCUUUGUGAGCCGUGAGGGGAGUGCCCCACAGAAGGGCUGUCUCUCAUCGCUGUCUGCACUCUGAGGCUGACAUCUGAACCCAGGCACAGAGCCUGGUGGGUGUUCAUAGACUCCGUAAGGCUUUUUCUGAAUGUAAUUGUGAGUACGAAGCCUUGCCAUUCCUUUUUAUAAUCACCCGGUUUGGGUGGCUGUUUCUUAGCUCUAAGCAGAAUUCUGUAGGUGAAAGCAAGCCGUUAAAGAUGUGCAGUUUGCUUUACUAGCAUGUUAAGGAGCAAACUGCUGCGGACUUCUAUGGACAAGGUGCUGCUUUUUCUCACAACCCUGUAGGAUUUCUAUCAACCACAUCAGCUGUAGCAAUGACCUGUGUGAACACAGGGAAGAUUUUGAGCAUACAAAUGAGUGGAAACAGCAGGCCUCAUGAAUGAGAACGUGGAUAAUUUUGGAGAAAGGCUGUGCACACGGGUCAACUGGAAAUUUCAUUUAUCUAAGAAAAGAACCCUACCAGCGGCACACAAACUCUCCCUGUUCCUCUACCUGUGGAGAUUCCUCCACAUUGAACCUGUUUUGUUCUGUCCUUUUUGCAUUGUAACUAGCCAAACCCGGAGUCGGUAAAUAAAAUGAGAUUCGCACUUUUAGGUAUCAGCUAUGUUGCCUAGUAAUGCACAUCAACAGAGAAAGUAUAAAAUGUAUUUAAGACCGAGUGGUUUGCUUAUUAUGGCUGACUUUUAAAAAGCCUAUAUCCAAUGAUAUACAUGCUUUAAAUGGUGUAUCUAUUAUAGGACCAAGAAUCAAAAUGGGAAUUUUACCUCUGGUCCUCUUUUGUAAAUAGUUCCUUUUUUUGAAGACAAUCUCUUGUUUUAUAGCUUUGGUUGUAUAGGUCUGAGAAUCACAAUGGUAACGUCUUGUGGCAAAAAUGUAAUCUUAACUACAAUAAUAAUUUUCCAAAUGACAUAUACUGCUUAGGCUUCUGUAAUUCCAGGAGACAUGACACUUUUAUACUAAGCGUUAGUACUCAACUUCUCAAGUUAGCAGAACUGGAAAUAUUUUACAAGAUGCAGUGUUUUGUAAUCACAAAGAACACGAACAUUUUGUGGGAAAUGACCUUGGUUUUAUACAUUGUAGCUUAUUUUUUAAAAUACGGUGUUUUACCAGACAGGAAGUGUUAACGCUAUACACAAUUCCUGCUCACCAACAAAGGGCUAUGCCUCUUUUAAGCAAAUGUUUUGAUGCAUAUCUUUUCAGUGAACCCUCUGCAGCAAGGGGAAAAGGCAGAUCCAACAGGAUGGUUACUGACAAGAGAAUCAGGAUGGCAGCAGCCACUCCUUCGUCACCACCACUAUGUUUUCAAAACAUUUCAUUAUAUAUAUUUUAAAGGAAAGAUUUAGCAGAAAUGCUUGUAGGCCACGGGAGAAAUAUUCUUAUAAAUUCUUUAGUAUAAAAUGAUAAAUUCCUUAUAAGUUUUCCCCUAAACCUAUCAGAACCACAAACCUGUAUGUAACUAGCGCACACAUUGCGUUUUUCUGAAAUCAUAGGAUCUACACCCAAAAAACAGAAGUAGGAGAGCAGUAGCGUUAGAAGGAGCUUGCCCUUGGCAUUCACAAGGCACUUUUAACUUCUACAUUGGGACACACGCUUGAUUUCCUUCACUGUGAAGAACUCACGGCACACAAGGUCGUGAGCAGAACAUAUUUCCACGAGUGCAGAAUCGGAGAGGAGCUGCUGACAGUGUAGUCACUGCACAAGCAAUUCUGAGCUUUGCCAAAACCAUUUCAUAAUACUGUACCAUUUUUUCAAGCCCACUCACUGUUACGACAAAGUAUCUUUUCAGGAUUCCAGUGAGUCAAAGCUAGUCUCACCAGCCAGGAAUACCAAGGCUAUCAGAAAGACAGCUGAGAUAGACAAGCCAGCUUACCCACUGGGGACUCCCAGUCAGAAGGUCGCCCUGACUUGGUUUCAAGUAGGGCUUUCAAACCUGUACAUACAGGCCUGGAAAAGCAGGACCUAGGGGGAAACUCGGCAGCCUAGACCCACCCUCACCCCAACACCCCCCCCCAUCUCUGAGGUGAGGCAAGCACUCCUGCAUCAUCUCCUUGAGAUGUCGCCAUAGUUAGCAGCUGGGGUCCCAAGAAGCGUUCAUCGCUGUGUAGUUUUCAGCCCAGUGAGCCUAUCACAUCUUUAAGUAGAAGCUUCCUAGUGGUGCAGAGCAGAGGCUACAGAUCUCGAGGCCUCAGAAAGGCAAGGAGAGUCUGGAAAUGACCCACGCACGUCUGGCAAAAGGAGGACCCUAGAGAUGGGUGAGACAUACUGUACCCCAGCACGCAUCUGUGGGGAAGGAACCCCAGGGCUGCUGGUUCUCACUUGGAAACACAGACUUGACAACCACCUCGUAUUUUCAGCCAACACUGCAGGUCAAAGAGAACGAUUUUCCCUCCCUGGCUAUCGGGUCCAGUUCCUUCCUCAGUGCCCCACACACACACACACACAGUGACACUCUCGGGACAAUUGAAAAAGGAGAAACCAGUCAUUUCAACCCAUAAGUUAAUCUUAUACAAUACUUCUAAGAAAUCACAGCUUUAGGCCAGCUUUGCCUCUGAUCCACAUGCUCAGAGCCACUGGCCAGCUCUAGAGAGUGCUGGCCACAGGCAACCCUGGGAGGUGACCAUGACAUCGAGUAACUGUGACCCUUGUUCUCAUGCCUGCUCGCUGCUGUGACCACUAUGACGAGAGGCUGGCAAAGAGAUGACAGCUGGGACCCCUGAGGUUUUAAGGUAGCACCCGAUGCCACCUGUGCCAAGGCCUUCUGCCACCCUCCCCACCCUCCUUCGGGAAUCAUCCUGCUCCGGUGAACUGCGACUGCCCCUUCACCUACCCACCAGCAAAGCCCUGGCUUCCCAGACACAGGCACUUAGAUGUCCACAGUGUCCACUACCUGAAUGUGGGUUUUCUACACAGGAAAUCAUAGUAUCUUUGGAGUCAAAAGCAAAGUGAGAAUAUAUCACUAAAAAUGUGAGCAGGCAUUGCUUGAUGCAAAGGCAGUAUUUUAAACUAUCUUACACUGGAGUCCUGGUAACAUUAGGAUGAUCCUAUGAGAGAAAGUCUUCUCUUUUGAGAUACACUAUCUCAUUUUAUUUCUUAGAAGAGCCCAGUAUAGAGCAGCAACCCUGAAGAUCACCAUGCCCACCACCUCCAAGGCUCUCCAAGUCCUCCCGACCCUCGGAAGUAGCCUCUUCACUGCCCACAAAGUGAAGGGCGGAAGCGGGCUUGUGAAAGGGCUGCUCAGACCGCAGUCCUGCGGGACAGCUGCAGGCCUGGGAAGACCGAGCCUGCAGCACCCGGAGUUCUCAGCGCACCCACCCACUCUCGCUGCUUGGUGCAGACUUAAUCAUCCCAUGUGACAGCUCCGUGCCCAGCCCCGUGAGCGGCUGAUUUCUGGACCCUGCUCACGAAAGCAGUAUCCUGAGUAAAAGUUUUGACUCCCUGAGAAAAUUACAUUUUGCUACUAGCGUUCCCACAAUUUGUAUUUCUAUAAACUUCAUUUGACACCCAAAAAUAUAACCAGGUUAUAAUUUGCAGUGAUCAAAUCAAAUAGCACCAUAAAUUCCAAGUUGGAAGUGCCUGGUGAUAGUCGAGUAUAAAUUUUAAUGUAACUUAAACAAUGGUGACAAAUGCCUGAGAUUUCUUUCAUUGUGAAUGACUAAAAUGUUAUCUAAUACAUGAAUAAACAACUUCUCCCCUUAGCUCACCAGGCUUACUAACUUGAAUUUAUCGUAAAAUUACCAAUAUAGAGUUUGUCAGAGUUAGAAGGUGCCUCAAAAAGCCACAUGGGCCUGUCACUAUUUUAUUGACAUACUCUUCACUGAAUGAUGCCUUUAGUAUGAGCUCGCAGUUCUGGCAGACGAAAUGGCCUGGCACUCCCUUCCCCGAUGGAAGAGUCACCCGGUUAUCACCAACACUGUGAUGGGGACAAACAAGGAGCCAAGCGCCAAGGAACAAGAAGAAGGCUGGGCCUCCAAUGUCACCUUGCUAUAGCUUCUGAAGGGAGGCGCAGAUUAUGAAUCCACGGCGGUCCUUGUUCUUUAAAAUGGUGUUCGUGUUUGGUACCAUCCACGCAGUUACCAACUUCCAGAGAGAAAAUGCCCUCUGCUUAUAUUACGAGAAUGCUAAAUAGUAAUUUCUGGGUUUCUCGCAUUUUCUUGCCAUGGUCAGUUCUCUAAAUUUGUAAUUCAAAAAAUUAGCCAAAGUACAAAGUGGCAACUCCUGAGAAAGGCAGGAGAGCUGACUUCCCUUUGGGACAGAGUGCUGGUCCAUUUGCUCCUGAAUGCUCUCUGUGUCCCUAAUGAGGACAAUCAGCCCUUAAGAAGAAAGCAAGCUUUAAGAGAGAAAGCAAAGAAGAGUCCCCAUCCCACCUUGCACGCCACCAUCUUGGCAACUACCUGUUCCUCUCCCUUCAUGGCUUCAUCUUCUCCAGCCAAAAGCCAGGCCACUCUUACACUUCUUCAUUUCCAAAGCCACGGAUGGGUGGGGCUUCUUUUCCUGCUGAUUGCUGUCCCUUACAGUAAGGCCAGAAUGAUACAUGGUCCUGGGAGAGGUACACUGGGCCUAGCUAGUGUGGCUUCCCGCUCCCUGCAGGUGAAGCAUUACCAACUGUCUGAACAGUUCAGGGGAUCUUAAGGUUCUCAGUUGUCUCACGACCUGCCAUACACAUAAGAAUCCUGCUCGGACUCAGUGGUAGAGUGACAAGGUCCACACCUCCAAGCCCCCCCACAGGCACCACAGUGGGAAUGAGCAGAUCCCAGGCCCGGAGGCGAGAUCCACCCCCCCCCCACAGCCCCAGCAGAGCAGAAGGCUUCCCGUGUCAUUGCUGUGGGCUCUGACCUCUGUCCACAAUUACAGCACCCAGAAACAGAACUGGCCUUUACUGUGGGAAAAGUAGCUCCUUCAGAGUAGAAUUGUUUUAAUGUUAUUUAAGGAAAGAGAAAAUGACUCCUGUCUGCUCCUCUUGGGGAGCCCUCUGCUCACUGUGGUGCAGCACUGCCUGCGCUUCUGCCCCAGAGAGCUGAGACAGAAAGGGACAAAGUGGAGCUCUAGGGCCUGCAGCUGCUCCUGUCAAGAGCCUGAAUUGCCCUCAGGGAUCAACAGCGGCCACUUCACAUUGAACCACCCACCCCACCCCCAAAGGGAGGAAGUGACACAUAACUUGCAAAUUACAAAUCCUUGUUUUACUGCCCCCCCCCCCACUUACUGGAACUCAAUGGCUAUUCCUUGACCAAGCCCUGUGACAUGGCAAAGCCCUCCUUCACAGCUCCCCGACAGAAACUCCUUGAACACUGGUAGAAAGCUUUAGAAUAGAUUUAGGUUUUAUAAGAAAAAAUUCAACCCCAGAAUUACUAGUUUCAUGCCAUCAAUACUGAAAAUGUCCUGGGUGUAAACUCAGGAAUGUGGAUCAUAUAUAUAUAUAUAUAUAUAAUACAUAUAUACACCACUAAUCCAUAUUUUCCUAUAAUACACCCUAAAAUUCCUAUUUUUGUAAUUAAUGGUUAGACAGUGGUCAGCCACUUAAACAAAUAUUCUCUGGAAUAACCAGACCCUAGUAUAGUUUCCAAAGUGUUUCAUAUAACAAAAUCCUAUAUACUUAAAAAGAACAACUCAGGAUAAGGGAAAACUCGCUAGGUCCCAAAGGGUUCAAAGACUAUCAUCCAAUACCACUUCCGAGUGGCCUGGUUGUUUCUUUCGAGCAAGGGGACUGAGGGGAGAGAGAACAACAGGAAUCAUGAAGCUUCUGUUGCCCUUAGUCCAGGGUAAGGUUUAAGAAAACUGCUUUUAAAAAUUAAGCCAUCUUUCAAGUUGUUUUCUACACCAAAUCUACAACAUUAAAAAGAAUUUACUGAAUAUUUAAAGUGGGGUAGUCAGUAGAAAUGCUACCAGUAGGAACAGCAUUGCUUUACUAGUGCCUGCUGAAUGAGUAGUGCAUACACCACAGAGGCAGACUGAGGAGGGAUCCGUCCCUUCUGCAGGACACUGGUGCUGAAGUGACAGGCAUUAGCACGCACGGGCACUAACCCGGCAGUGAUGUGGCAAUGCUGUCCAGUGUUUUGAGAUUUUGAAGUACAGUCUUGCCACCAUUUGGAGGGCAAGUGCUUGCUUAUGAAAGUUUUUAAUAUUAGUGAAUGAAUGUAUAAAAUUAUAAACUAUGCAUUUUCAAAGAGGUAAUGUAUUUUGUAUUGAAUCCAAGUAAAAUUUUUUCAUAGAGACUUACCACAACUGCAAAUUAUUCAACCUACACUUGAAGUCAUAUCCUUGUGGGGAUGUGGGAUGCCACAAUGCCCUUCUGCUUGUGUUCAAGACAGCACAUUGAAUCUUCCCUCCAAAGCCCCGGGCUCUAAACAACUUAGCUGUCGAAGUGAACAAAUGGGAAAUAGUUUGUAUUUUACUUAAGCAUACGUGAGAAAUGCUGCCUCUUAGAAAAUGUGCCCAGUUCCUUAGAGGCAGAUAUUGUAGUAACACCGGGCUAACAAGCAAGCGACACUACAGAGCGCUGCACUGGAGAGAGAUGGCAUAGGUCUUGUCGUUUGUGUGUAUUUCUCAAUUUGAGAAAAAAAAGUUCUACAUAAAGUUUGGAUCAUAUGAUUUUUAUGGUCAAAAUACUGUUUGAAAAAGCAAAUCAUAUUUUUUCAAAGUUACAUAAAAAUACUUGUAAUCUGAAAUUUAUAUAAAAGACACAUUUCGCCCCUUUGCUGAUUUUGUGUUUUUAUGAAACCUUUUUCCCCUGACAAUUUCUUUGCUCCUUAAUCAGUGCUUUACUACAUUACUUGGCACUUAAAAAUUUUUUCUUCAUCUGACAACAUGGAAAUAACUCCCUAUCUCUGCCAUUCUGGUUCUCUUCUGUCUGUUGAGAAACUUCAACUGUCUGUAAAAUACAGAAAACGCACUUGUAAACCUGGUACUUAGGACCACACUUAGGUAUGUUUGUUACCUAGUUAGAAGUUAGUUUGGGAGGGGCGAUCUGUCUUUUUAUAUGAUUUUUAGCCAAAUCUGGAUGUUCUGAUACUCCACUUCGGAAUACUUUUCUGACUGUACAUACAGCCUGUGGGGUUCAGGUUAAUCAACCUCUUCCGUGACUGUUCAGCAGCCUUGGCCGUGGCCAGCCUUUGGCACCCUGUAUAUAGAUUUGUUGAAUGUUUAAAUGAUGUUGUUUUUCUAAAUGCUGUUCUCUAAGACAAUUUUUUGAAUGUCUUUUGCUUUCCACUGUUUUGGACUCUGUGUGUUAGUUUUACAAAAUGUUUCCUACAUAUUUAACAGCAGGAAAAAUAUAUAUAUUUUAAACUAAACUGGUGCUAAUUGGAACAAAAGGAAAUUUUCAGCAUUGAAGAUUUACCAGAGAAAAUGUUCACACCAGUUAAACUGCACUUUCCCGAGGGGACAGCUGGCAUCGACCUGAAAUGGGUAUCGGAAAGACCACUGAAUGUUUACAAUGUCUGCGGCCCAUUUGAGUAUAAAAUACAGAAGAGGCCCUGUCCCCUGCCCCCCAGUGGAGGCAGCGCUGCGUUGCUCCUCCGGAAGCAUUUAGGUAGAAGGAGAGGCUGAUAGUAAGAAUCGCGUUAGUAAUAGUCUUCUGGUCUUUGGACUUUCAUGUUCUGUAAUGCUUAGCUGUAACAAUGACUGUGGUGUUGCCAAUCUAGUCUGACAUCAUCGUUGACCUGUACUUCCUUUGUGUAUGGUUCUACCUUGGCUGGUACUGGCACGAACCAUGCCAGCACGCAGGACUUUCGAUAAGACCAUCCUGACUUCUGCGCUGUCCACACACAUGAAUUUAAAUGCACUUGUAGCUGGUUAAUUACCAUGAAGUAAGUCUAACUUCCACAAUAAAAGUUUUUGUGUAUCUGC
Octodon degus (degu) is the source of this 13018-nucleotide messenger RNA. It is a transcript of the gene Znf704, whose product is annotated as zinc finger protein 704. The coding region runs from base 44 to 1288 and encodes 414 amino acids. The record is from RefSeq and is a predicted model, not a curated record. Lineage: Eukaryota; Metazoa; Chordata; Mammalia; Rodentia; Octodontidae. Gene Ontology annotation, molecular function: DNA-binding transcription factor activity; RNA polymerase II cis-regulatory region sequence-specific DNA binding. Gene Ontology annotation, cellular component: nucleus. The transcript is spliced from 9 exons. Gene Ontology annotation, biological process: regulation of transcription by RNA polymerase II.